AUGCCCAGAGGAAAGACGACCAACCCCUCAGGCAGAUGCAAUAGGUGUGCUGGGAUUCUUUAUGUCGAUCUGGUGGAACACUUCAAGAAGAGACACAAGGGAGAUCGAUUCACCAAGGAUGAUAUUUCAGACACGGAGGUGGUGUUACUCUCCAGCUCAAAGGGCCGCUCGAUAUCUCAGCAACUCAUUGACACCUGCCCCUUCGACAGCAUCUCUUUACUCUCCAGCUCAAAGGGCAGCUCCAUAUCUCAGCAACUCAUUGACACCUGCCCUUCGAUAGCAUCUCUCCUUGAAGCAUCCCCUUGGAGAUCCACUCUAAAGACCCCCAGUCGUUUCAGCAGUCCGCUCAGCUCGGCGCACUCUGCAUCUGGCCAUGUCCCACCAGCUAACUCCACGUCAUCCCCUCUGAGUUCAGUCGUGGGAACGCCCAGUCUGAGUCCUGCAAGUACCCGUCGGUCAUCUCAGUCUCUGUCACCCAACGGUCUGUCCAUCAACCACUUGCAGAUCAACAGCUCACCACUCACUCCCACCCGUAGGUCCUCCUCCAGAGUUACCAAUCCCGUCCUCUAUGUAUACGAUGAGGCGGAUGAUGACGUAUUCAGUCAUGGUCAGGAGACGGAAGUGUAUGAAGAGGACGGGGCUGGUAAAGAAGUAGAAGAAGAUGACGACGACGAGGAGGAGGAGGAGGAGGAGGAGGAAGAGAUCGAGGAUGAGGCUUAUUGGGAGAGAAAGCGGGCCAAGGAGAUCGAGGAUGCAGCCCAGGAUGGGGAUGACAGACCAUGGUCCGAUGAAGAGAAUGAAGAGGAACGAUCAGUGAUGAGUGACGAUGGAUCAUAUCAAUGGCAGCCAGAAGAAGAUGAAUCGGACCAAGGGGGAUGGAUAUAG
Messenger RNA from Kwoniella botswanensis, 885 nucleotides. RefSeq lists its product as uncharacterized. The record is from RefSeq and is a predicted model, not a curated record. The coding region runs from base 1 to 885 and encodes 294 amino acids. Lineage: Eukaryota; Fungi; Basidiomycota; Tremellomycetes; Tremellales; Cryptococcaceae. The transcript has 2 exons.